Molecule: messenger RNA, 1147 nt
Organism: Haplochromis burtoni (Burton's mouthbrooder)
Lineage: Eukaryota; Metazoa; Chordata; Actinopteri; Cichliformes; Cichlidae
Product: E3 ubiquitin-protein ligase DTX3L
Exons: 3
Coding region: 61-819 (252 amino acids)
Biological process (GO): Notch signaling pathway; protein ubiquitination
Molecular function (GO): metal ion binding
Source: RefSeq, a predicted model, not a curated record
GACAUUGGUCAAGGCAAAGUUAAUGUCACAGCUUUCUACAAGAAAGAAGGAAAUGCCUCAAUGGAGAGCCACGCCCUCAGAGCACUUCUCUGUCUACACCAGAGGUUUGUUUCAUCCCAAUUCCAUGGUGCCACUGGGUUCAGUGGCACAAUCAUUUCUCAAUCAGAGGGGGCCUCCAAUGAGCCUGUGUUGAAUGGCCAAUCAGCAAACAGGAAGCACAACAUUGACCCACCAACUGACAGUGGGAAAAGAGCAGGUGACCAAAGUGAUGAAAGGUGUCCUAUAUGUUUGGAUAAAUUCAAAAACAAGAGACAGCUCAACUGUAAACAUGAAUUUUGUAAAGACUGUCUGAAACAAGCAGAGAAGGCGAAUGGGCCCAUCUGUCCUAUAUGCAGAGUCGUCUUUGGUAAGAUAGUCGGAGACCAACCAGAUGGAAGAAUGUCACACCAGAUACUCACAAUUCCCCUCCCUGGAUACUCAGACUGUGGCACCAUAAUGAUCAGCUAUGAGAUUCCAAGUGGAACACAGACGGAAAAACAUCCCAAUCCUGGACAGCGCUAUUUUGGGAUUAGAAGACAAGCGUAUCUUCCAGACAACAAAGAGGGCAAUGAAGUGCUGCGACUGCUGAAAAAAGCUUUUGGCCAGAAGCUCAUUUUUACUAUUGGUACAUCCAGAACAACUGGUAUGGACGGCCAGGUGACCUGGAACGACAUUCACCACAAAACAUCCACAUCUGGAGGACCAGAUUGCUUUGGGUAUCCUGACCCUGAGUACCUGAGCAGAGUCAAAGAGGAGUUAAAGGCCAAAGGCAUUGAGUGAAGUGUUUGAUACAAAGUACAGGUGGAUUAGAAAUCAAAGACGUUAAAAACAAGAUGACUCUUUAAACAGACACUGAAAUUCAAACACUCUGUUUUGCUCUCUUUUCUCUGUUAAUUCUUUAAAUGAUCAGUAGGGGUUAGAAUUUACUUUUUUCAUUAGCCACAUAUAUUAUCUUCAAAUAUUGGGUGAUUACACUUUUUUGUUUGUCAAAGUUUUCAUCAUGUAACAAUAUAAAAUGUAAAGUUGCGUAAACACAGACUUAUAUGAUCUCACGUCUACAGUGCUGAUGGUCUGACUUGCUGUUUGCCUAAUAAAUGAUUAAAUCCUC